Messenger RNA from Cryptococcus wingfieldii CBS 7118, 1026 nucleotides. RefSeq names its product proliferating cell nuclear antigen (pcna). The transcript has 7 exons. Gene Ontology annotation, cellular component: PCNA complex. Bases 1 to 1026 code for a protein of 341 amino acids. Gene Ontology annotation, biological process: regulation of DNA replication; translesion synthesis; leading strand elongation. Gene Ontology annotation, molecular function: DNA polymerase processivity factor activity; DNA binding. Lineage: Eukaryota; Fungi; Basidiomycota; Tremellomycetes; Tremellales; Cryptococcaceae. The record is from RefSeq and is a predicted model, not a curated record.
AUGCUCGAAGCCCGUGUCAAACAAGCCGUCGUCCUCAAAAAACUCCUCGAUGCUAUCAAGGAACUCGUCACUGACGGUAACCUCGAUUGCUCCGACGAAGGCAUCGCCCUUCAGGCCAUGGACAACUCCCAUAUCGCCCUCGUGUCGUUGAAGCUUGAACCCCAGGGAUUUGAAGGAUAUAGGUGCGAUCGCAACAUGCCUCUUGGUGUCAACCUUGCUUCCUUGACAAAGAUCCUCAAGUGUGCCAAAGACCAGGACGUCGUUACUCUCAAAGCUUCUGACGAUGCCGACGCGCUUUCUCUCAUCUUCGAAUCACCCAAGGAAGACCGGGUGGGCGAGUACGAGAUGAAGCUCAUGGACAUUGACCAAGAACACCUCGGUAUUCCCGACACUGAAUACGACGCCACCGUCUCCAUGUCUUCUGCCGAGUUCGCCCGUAUCUGCCGAGACCUCACCGUCCUCGGCGAGUCUGUCAAGAUUGACUGUUCCAAGGAGGGUGUCACUUUUAGCUCGGAUGGUGAGAUCGGAAAGGGAUCCGUCCAUUUGAAGCAGACGGCGGGUCAGGUCAAGAAGCCGGUCAAGGACGAGGAUGAUGAUGAGGAGGAGGAGAGAGACGUGGAGAUGGAGGAUGUAAAGCCAAAGGUCAAGAAGGAGAGGAAGAGGGAUCCGGAUGAGGAGGAGGAGGAAGAGGAAGAAAAGGAUGAGAAGCCCGAGGUUUCCGAAGGUGAGGAAGAGCAAGAAGAGGAGCAGCCCAAGAAGCGCAAGUCUGCUGCCGCCGACAAGAAGGCCAGCAAGCGUGUCAAGAAGGAUGACGCUUCUGGCGAGGAACCUGGUGUCAGCAUCACCCUCGAACGUCAAGUCUCUCUCACCUUUUCCUUAAAAUACUUGUCAAACUUUGCCAAGUCAUCACCGCUUGCAAAGGAGGUGACAUUGCACAUGAGCAACGAGGUGCCGCUCUUGGUGCAGUUUGAGUUUGAGCAGGGAACUUUGCAGUUCUUUUUGGCGCCCAAGAUUGCCGACGAGUAG